This is a messenger RNA of Vigna umbellata (rice bean), 1174 nucleotides long. RefSeq lists its product as uncharacterized. Lineage: Eukaryota; Viridiplantae; Streptophyta; Magnoliopsida; Fabales; Fabaceae. The record is from RefSeq and is a predicted model, not a curated record.
ACAAAUAACACGAGAUGCCGUAGACAAAAUGGUAGAGUUUAAAGCUAGCGAGAGGAAACACAUUGGUUUUGAUUUUUAAGUGACCUUAUUAAUAAGCCAGUUACCAACCGCACUUCUCUUUGUUUGAAAUUCUGAAUGUAGACAAAAUAAGAGAACCCAUAAUAACCAUGACUGCCCUUAAAAAUCGAGAGCAACCUGGAGAAGAGAAAGCCACUUCCUUUCACUUUCACAGUAGAAACCCAAAUGCAGCUAAGACAAACCUUUCGCAAGACCAAGGUCUUUCUUAACAAAGGCUUCCGAAAUUUCUUGUCUUUCUUCUUUGAAGAGUACCAAAAGCUUCCCAGAUCUUUUUCCUUCAAUCCAUUCCUUUGUAGAGUUGGCAAUGCAAGAACUCGCACGAGCGACCAGUUUUACAGUGAGUUUUAUGAUCUCCUGCAGACUGAUCUCAACCGAAUAAACAUGUAUGGUAACAACAACAGGCCCGGGUCAGCAAUGGAAGCUGCUUCAUGCACUGAAAGCUCCGUUUGUUUUUCCAGGCAAAGACUGCAAAAGAGCAAGAACGAGGAGAGAGCACAAGAGAAGAAGAAGAAAGGAAGCUCACAGGUCGGAAAAAAAGAGGACUUCAAUUCAGAAAACAUGAACAAGAAAGUUCAUGUUUUAGCACAAAAGAUGAAGGCAAUGGAUAUGGUGGAUGCGGGUGAUCUAGAGCGUGUGCUAGACAUAGAAGAGGCACUGCACUACUAUUCUCGACUUAAGAGCCCUGUCUAUGUAGAUAUUGUGGACACUUUUUUCAUGAACAUGCAAUCAGAGUUAUCUGCUUCGCAGCCAUGUGCCAGCAGCAUCAAACCCUCCAAGGAAAGGCUUGGUCCAAUCCAGUUCAGAUAACGUUUCCAGUUAGCCACAUUACAAAUUUAACAGCUUAUAGGGAAUUAAUGAGAGUUUAGUUUAACUCCCACUAUUCCCAGGUUUCUUUUCUUUCAGGGUACUAUCUGGUUAUUGCUUCAAUAAUCCACAUUGUCCAUGCAUAAUAGUGUUUUCUUGCAGCAGAGGAAUCUGACUUUCUUGCUUGCAAAUUGUCCCAUUUCUCAGGCGUACUUGGAUCAUAUGAAUUUUUUGCUUUUGUUUAGUUAACUGUGCAAGAAAAGACAAUCAUAUUUUUAACUUUCCAGCCAUU